CAUCGCUUUGGUUUGGGACAAAAAAAUAAAGACAUUCACUUGGAAUAGCUGGAAUUAUCCAAAUAUGGUUCACUGUGCCGGCUGCGAAAGACCUAUUCUGGACAGGUUUCUACUCAAUGUUCUGGACAGACCAUGGCACAUCAAGUGCGUACAGUGCUGUGACUGUAAAUGCAAUUUGACAGAAAAAUGUUUUUCACGGGAAGGGAGGCUGUACUGUAAAAACGACUUUUUUAGGAGAUUUGGCACAAAGUGUGGAGGUUGCGCCCAGGGAAUCUCGCCCAACGAUUUGGUUCGAAGAGCAAAGAGCAAAGUGUUUCACCUGAACUGUUUCACGUGCAUGAUGUGUAACAAACAGCUAUCUACUGGAGAGGAAAUGUACAUUUUAGAUGAAUUUAAGUUUGUUUGUAAAGAGGACUACCUAAGCAACAGCAACGGAAAGGACACAACCCUGCUCUCAGUCACGACCUGCAGUGACCCAAGUCUAUCUCCAGAUUCCCAAGACCCACAGGAUGAUGGUAAAGAUUCGGAAAUCGGGCCUUUAUCCGAUAAAGAGGUGGGCAGCAAUGAAAACGAUGAGCAGAACGUAGGGGGGAAACGACGUGGGCCUCGAACAACUAUAAAAGCCAAGCAACUUGAGGUCCUCAAAGCUGCUUUCACGGCCACGCCAAAACCCACAAGACACAUUCGAGAACAGCUGGCGCAGGAGACAGGUCUCAACAUGAGAGUGAUCCAGGUUUGGUUCCAAAAUCGGCGGUCUAAAGAGCGGCGCAUGAAGCAGCUGAGUGCACUGGGGGCGAGAAGGCACUCGUUCUUCCGCAGUCCAAGGAGAAUGAGAACUCUGGUGGACCGACUCGAACCCGGGGAGCUGGUCCCCAACGGCCAUUUCUCAUACUAUGGUGAUUAUCAGAGUGAAUACUAUGGACCUGGAGGAAAUUUUGAGUACUACACCCAAGGCCCCCCCUUGUUGCAGGCCCAGACCCCAGUGGACCUAGGCUUCUCCUCUGGCCCUGCUGGCACCCCUUUAGGUGGCAUGGACCAUCACCUGGCUGGGCACCACCCAUCUGGUGAGGUGCAGUGCUUCACUGACAUCAUAUCUCACCAUCCAGUGGACUCGCCUAGCCCCGAGCCCAACGGACCCGGGUCAAUGCACAGCAUCUCCAGUGAGAUGUGUGGCGUCAGCACACCCUUCACCUCACUGUCCAUCAACGGCAGUGGAUACAGCAACCAAUUGUCACACCCCUCCUCAGAGAUGAGCGAAGGCACUGUCUGGUAG
Molecule: messenger RNA, 1273 nt
Organism: Oncorhynchus nerka (sockeye salmon)
Lineage: Eukaryota; Metazoa; Chordata; Actinopteri; Salmoniformes; Salmonidae
Product: LIM/homeobox protein Lhx1-like
Exons: 5
Coding region: 65-1273 (402 amino acids)
Biological process (GO): regulation of transcription by RNA polymerase II; neuron differentiation
Cellular component (GO): nucleus
Molecular function (GO): DNA-binding transcription factor activity, RNA polymerase II-specific; zinc ion binding; RNA polymerase II transcription regulatory region sequence-specific DNA binding
Source: RefSeq, a predicted model, not a curated record